AUGUCAGUUCUUGUGGUCCUAGAAGAUACAGAAUCCCCUGGAAGAAAGCGUGAUUUUUCCCCCGUGCUUUGGAGCCAGUACUUUGAAUCUAUGGAAGAUGUUGUGGUAGAAAAUGAAACUGGCAAGGAUACUUUUCGAAUUUACAAAAGCGGAUCAGAGGGACCUGUCUUGCUGUUGUUACAUGGUGGAGGCCAUUCUGCUCUUUCCUGGGCUGUGUUUACUUCUGCAAUCAUUAACAGGAUUCAGUGUAGGAUUGUGGCUUUAGAUCUCCGAGGCCAUGGAGAAACAAAAGUUAGGAAUCCUGAAGAUCUGUCUGCAGAAACUAUGUCAAAAGACGUUGGAAACGUGGUUGAAGCUCUGUAUGGGGACCUCCCUCCCCCUAUCAUGCUGAUUGGGCACAGCAUGGGUGGUGCCAUUGCAGUGCACACAGCGGCAGCAAAUUUGGUGCCAAGUAUCCUGGGUCUGUGCAUGAUAGAUGUAGUGGAAGGUACAGCCAUGGAUGCAUUGAACAGCAUGCAGAACUUCUUAAGGAGUCGUCCCAAAACGUUCAAGUCACUUGAGAAUGCAAUUGAGUGGAGUGUAAAAAGUGGACAAAUAAGAAAUCUUGAAUCUGCUAGAGUUUCUAUGGUCGGUCAAGUCAAACAGUGUGAAGGGGCUGCCAGUCCUGAAUGUCCUAAAGCCAUAGUGGAGGGCAUUAUUGAAGAGGAAGAGGAGGAGGAGGAAGAUGAUGAAGGCGGAGGCUCUGUCAACAAAAGAAAGAAAGAAGACGACACAGAGACAAAGAAGGAGCACCUGUACACGUGGCGAAUUGAAUUGGCGAAAACAGAAAAGUACUGGGAUGGCUGGUUCAGGGGUUUAUCUAACCUCUUCCUAAGCUGUCCGACUCCAAAGCUGUUGCUUUUAGCUGGUGUUGACAGGCUGGAUAAAGAUCUAACAAUUGGACAGAUGCAAGGGAAGUUUCAGAUGCAAGUCCUCCCGCAGUGUGGCCACGCAGUCCAUGAAGAUGCUCCAGACAAGGUUGCUGAAGCUGUUGCGACGUUCCUGAUCCGUCACAGGUUUACAGAGCCCAUCGGUGGAUUCCAGUGUGUGUUUCCUGCUUGUUAAUACCCUGGUGUUCUCGUUAAUACCCUGGUGUUCUUCAGCACUGAGUCCCAUUGUAAAUAAACUGCACCAGAGGCCACUGUGAUGUAUCCAUAUCCUUUCAUCUCUCCAGUUCAGCAGCAAUGAGAAGUUGGUGUGAGAUUCAUCCCCUAGAACUAGUUCUCCAGGAUGUGUAAAUGGUUAGGGACUUCCUUGCUGGGAAGCAGCUUAUACUGAAGAGCAUGCAAAGCUCUCCAGACCUGUGGAAGUGGGCCCCUCUCUGCUGCCACAAGGAAAGGUCUCCUGAAAUCCCGAAUAGUUGAUCAUACCGAUCUCCAUGAAUUCUCAGGCUUUCUUGAACCCAACUGCAAAGGGGCUGUGGGCAGUCCACAUCCACAGAGGGCAUUGCAGCAAAUCCAAAGGCUUCAAGAUUUCUCCAUGGAAUCGUCUAAUCGUCUUUGAAAUGCCCCUUAGUUGUUGGAUUGAGGAUCAGUGGAAACUUUCACAAUGGAAAAAUCCCAAGGCUUGGCAGGAGCAGAAGAUGCAGUUUGGGAGGCUGGUUUGCGUAAGGGCUGACUCCUUAAAUUUUUUAAAAUCAGACCCAGGCUCAGUUUGGCCGGCUCCCAGGUUACGUGUAUCAGACAAAAGUCUGGGUGGCUUGUAGUUUCCAGGAGCGUUGGGAUUGUUUGAAAAAAAAGCUGUUUCCUGUAUUGCAGACGUGUGGUUUUGCUGUGAACACAGAUGCUGUGAACGCAGAGCUCGUAGGAAUGUCUUUGCACAUGCUUAAGCGUGAACGGCAGAUACUCUGUGCUGGCCUUUUGAAAACACUGUUGUUUACUGGGGCUCUAUGUGCCGCUGGAAGCCCAAUUGCUGUCACUUGCCGCUGAAACGGUUGCCGAAUCGCAUCGCUACGUGAGCUUGCUUUUCCUUUGAGCCUUGUCUUUUUGUCUUGUCUUUUUUUUUCCUCCACUCAGCCUGGCCUUGCGAGACGCCUUCGAAACUGAAGUGGGUGGGAGAUUGUACCAAAGCCGAUUAAAAAUACUGAUGCUUGCUGUAA
Molecule: messenger RNA, 2137 nt
Organism: Struthio camelus australis
Lineage: Eukaryota; Metazoa; Chordata; Aves; Struthioniformes; Struthionidae
Source: RefSeq, a predicted model, not a curated record